GACGAGUCGCGAGGAUGGUACAACCGAGGAGACCGAUGGGAUGAGCCACGAGGGCGAUUUGACUCGGGGAACCGCUGAUAUGAUUCGCGAGGGCGGUACGAGCAAGGGGGGUCUAGAGGAGACAGGCGCAACGAUUCACGCAGUCGGAAUGAGAGGGGGGAAUAUGGUGUCUCAUCAGAACCAUAUCCAAAGUCGCCUGACCCCAACGUGGCCAAGAAAAUCGAUGUCUAGGGGGGCGGACGACAGGGCGUCUACUCCCAGAAACUCAUGCGUCUAUUGUAGGGGAGAAGAUCAUAUCAAAAGGGAUUGCCCGGACYUUAAACGGGCAAUAGAAGAGGGACUUGUCGUGCUUGACGAUCGCAAGUACGUCAAGUGGGCAGAUGAUCUAGGAGAUGUAUCGAUGUUCCCUUCGAUGAAGGAGAAUGUCGAAGCAAGGAGAAUAAAGACGAGUAGAAGAAUGGAGUCGAUCAGGAGCCAGAGCAUCAAGAUAACUUUUGAAGGGGACAUGGCGGCCACACCCAUAAGAGUGGCAGCCACGAAGUCGGCAAGAGGGUCUACAUCGAAGAAGACUGACACGGACUACGUGAUGGCAGAGAAGGACGGGCAGCGAGUUGAUGGAGAGGAGGKUAUCCUUUCGCCGCGGAAACGGGGAAUGAAGAAGUUUUUGAUGAAGAGUUCGCUUGAUGAGAUUGACACGGUCGAGCCACUGAGGAGGGCCCUUCGACAGCCCAUGCAAUGCUCUAUUCUGGAGUACCUGGCGGCAUCGAAGUCGGCUCGCGAUGAGUUACAGAUGAUCACGCGCAAGACUCGCAUACCUCUAUCAGAGGAGGGGCAAGGGGCCCCUAAGGCGGAAGCUUCUACAGUAGCAGUGACGGGGGUGACUGCCAGAUCGGAUCGCAUGACAACAGCCCUUCUCGAUGGAAUGGAAGGUGUGCCUCCAGACAAAUUUUAUAUACUUGGUAGUGGGGCAGUGGAGACGGUUAUAAACGACGGAGCGAUACUUGAUGCUGUGAUCGAUAACGGCAGUGAGGCAGUUAUCAUAGACGACGACCUGGCAGUGCAGGUUGGGCUGAGCCUCGACAAGUCGUAUCUAUUCGAGAUGGAGACGGCUGAUGGUAGAAAGCRACAGAUCACAGGG
Molecule: messenger RNA, 1138 nt
Organism: Chara braunii
Lineage: Eukaryota; Viridiplantae; Streptophyta; Charophyceae; Charales; Characeae
Source: the annotation of a GenBank genome assembly